This is a messenger RNA of Oppia nitens, 525 nucleotides long. RefSeq names its product UPF0389 protein CG9231-like. The record is from RefSeq and is a predicted model, not a curated record. The transcript is spliced from 2 exons. The coding region runs from base 126 to 404 and encodes 92 amino acids. Lineage: Eukaryota; Metazoa; Arthropoda; Arachnida; Sarcoptiformes; Oppiidae.
ACUGAACGACUCUCACAUUUGUUGUGCAUUUCGUAAUAAUUGAAAACAAUUUAGAGUUUAUCGUCAGUUUUGGCACAAGAAGUAAAUCAAGUGAUCAAUUGGUGAAGACAUCGACUCAUCUCAAGAUGACUCACUUCAAGGAACACAUCCCUAAUCUAAUUGACAGACAAUUGUUAGUCUGGUAUAAGAAGUAUCCGUCAAAGGAUGCCAUUCCUCCUUCAGUUAAUGAAACAAUGAUGAAGAAAGUCCACAAUAAGGCUAGAGUUCACGGAUCACUCUUAAUGAUGGCAAUGGCUAUCGUCGGCUUCAUUGGCACCUCAUUUAUGGCUAAGAGAGCCAUCAAAAGAGGAGAAUCUAUUGAAAAAAUCAAUGAAGACUUCCACAAAAAUUAUAGACAAAAAUAACAAAUAUUUACAAAAUGUUUACAAAUUAUUGCUUAGAUUUUAUUGUCAACUCAUUUGACAUUAAUUUUAUAGUAAAACAAAAAUCUAUUUAUUACUCAAACCAUUCAAUUGUUAAAACAAU